This is a messenger RNA of Hirundo rustica (Barn swallow), 2619 nucleotides long. Its product is annotated as ER membrane protein complex subunit 5-like. Lineage: Eukaryota; Metazoa; Chordata; Aves; Passeriformes; Hirundinidae. Gene Ontology annotation, cellular component: plasma membrane; early endosome; EMC complex. The transcript has 4 exons. The coding region runs from base 284 to 712 and encodes 142 amino acids. The record is from RefSeq and is a predicted model, not a curated record.
AGUUCGUAAGGCGAGGUUUGGGAGGGAAAGGGAUGCCUGGGGCUGCUAUGAGCCCUGGGGAGGCUGAGACGAGUCAGUCCUAGGGAACGGGAUGCGAGGAACGACGAAGGGUGCGAGAAGGGGGAAGGUGAUCAGAGUUCGAAGGGGUUUGUAAGAGGGAAAAGAAAUCCCCAGACAGACUUGGUGCAAGGUAGUUUAGCGUAGUCACGCACAGGAGCAAGUGUUGUUUGUGCGCAGGGUGCUUUGGAGGGAUAUCCUGCAGGACACACCCCGGCCCCGGCUCAUGGGGAGACGGGGUCCAGGUGGAUCCUGGAGGCUGGUCAUGCCUUCACACCGUGCCAAGGCAUGUGGAUGGUGCCAAGAGCCGCCGUCAGCCCCGAAGUGGGAUCGGGAUCGUUCUUACAUGAGGUUGACAGAAAAGGAAGAUGAAACGUUGCCCAUAGAUAUAGUCCUGCAGACUCUGAUGGCCUUUGCAGUCACCUGCUAUGGGAUAGCACAUAUUGCAGGAGAGUUUAAAGACAUGGAUGCCACUUCAGAACUCAAGAAUAAGACAUUUGAUACAUUAAGGAACCAUCCGUCUUUUUAUGUAUUUAAUCAUCGUGGUAGAGUAUUGUUCCAGUCCCCAGACACAGUGAAUUCUUCUUCAAACCAAGAUGCUUUGUCAUCCAGCUCGGCACUGAAAUUUCGAAAAUUUGAACCUCUGCACCACUAAGACUUUUACAGAUGAUACCAAUAACCCAGGACACUGAGAUGUAAUAUUCAAGUUGGGGAUGUAAACACUUUUUUAAUUUCUGGAGCAGUAUUUAUAUUGAUCUUCCAGACUUUAUUAUAUAUAUAUAAAUAUAUAUAUAAACUAAGGAUCUUCUUUGUACACUGUUAAUGAGAAUGACCAAAUUGUGGAUUGGCAAUGCAGUGUAAAUUCUACAGUUAUGCUGUGAAACACAUCUUCAAAGUUUCAGAUAUUAAAAUGAGUUGCAGCUAACUUAACUUCAGUUAAAACAAAAAGCAAACUAGUUUUUCCUGCAAUUAAUGUUCUUUAACAGGAGGGAAUGUUUGAGUGUAUUUAUUUUCUCAGUUUGCCUCCACUACAGUCUAUGGACCCCCUCAAAUGCUGUGUGCACUGCAUCACUGAACAGCAGGAAAAAGGGCAGUAUCUGAUCCUCGAAUGCCUGUGGGACACUAGCACGGUGUGGCAGGGGAAGUCAAAGAGAUUGCUUUAAUUUUUAUUUUUUUACGAUGCUGAAAAACAGUUGUGUGAAGGGUUAUUCUUUUUUUCCUGUUUUUUCACUACUACGUUAUUUCCUUGUUGCCCUCCUUCAUUUCAUGUAAGUUGCCCCAGGUUGGCUGGGCUGUGGCUGUGCAUUGGUGCUUGUGUGGGGGAGGCAGCUCACGUAGAUCAUCUGCCACACUCCAUGUUCUCUGGCUGUGAACUGGGGAAUGCUGAACAUUGUGUACAUGCCGAAAAUGGUGUUGGCACCAGGUACAAUCUCCAGGUCAUCUUCAUAUUCAAGUAUCAGUAAGAACUGUCCCUUCUGUGAGUGAUCCAGGGGUAGGGUCCAGCAGCUUGCUCUGUUUGCUGGCACUAAUCCAGGACAGCUACCCCUUUUCUGCCAACUGAGCCCUUUGUUGAUUUAAGAUUACUGUCUUGAUUUCAUGUAUUAGAGCUGAUCAUACUGUCCUUAACUCUUACUUAUGUCUAAAUUCUUAUCUCCCCUCAGGGGCUGAAUCAAUGCUAAAAUCUCUCUUGGUCUGGCUUUUCACCUCCCUGACACAGCAGAGGGAGGGUAGGUCAAGAUACUAGUGGGGCCAGCGAGAAUUUGGCCUGGUUGGAGGAUGUUUCACUGGCACAGUGGAAACUCAGCCUUUUGUCCUGGCAUUGGUUGAGUUGUGUUUGGUAUUUUUUUAAACUGUUAAGAACUGUCAAAGGCAAAAAGCUUGGCAAAAUUACUGUGUAAACCAAAGCCUCUUUUUCUAGCUCUGCCCAUCCUAUGGAGUGGGUGCCCCAGUGCUCAAGCAAUAUCUGUGGCUGCUGCUCUGCAAUCACUCUUAAGCAUCUGGGUUUGAUUAGAAAGGGUUACUCUGCCAGCUGAAAGCAUCUGAGCUGCAGGAUUAGUUCCUGAAGUGUCCUGGUCCCCCUCUUGCUGGUGUCACAAAUCAGCUCCUGCCAGCACCAAAGGCCUCGAAAAUAGUAUUGGGUCAUCUCUCCAUUGUGGACAGAGCUGUUCCCUUGGGGAACAGGGCUGCUGUGUAGCAGCUGCUGCACAGAGGGGAGGUUGAACAUGGGCUAGGUGACCUUGUAGGGCAGAGGAGAGACAGAAUUAGCAGAGGGAGGGAGAAGCAUAGCAGGAGCUCAGUAACCAUUGUAGUAGAUGCCAUGGUUGCACUGAGCCCUUUGCAGAGGGUCUUAGAGCAGAGCUGCUCGCACAAAAUGUCUGAGAAGCCCCGCUUGUGCUGCUGGAAGGCUACAGGGACCUGCUGCUUGGAGCACCCUGUGACUGUGUCAGGGCCCUUCUUGUGAGAAGUAGCCUCACUCUGCAGCAGCAACGGUUCUAUCAAAGCUGUACAAAUUAUUUUUUCUUAUUGAUCUCACAAUGUCAAAUAAAAAUUGAUAUCCUUAAA